Messenger RNA from Cheilinus undulatus (humphead wrasse), 508 nucleotides. RefSeq names its product transmembrane protein 141 (gene tmem141). Bases 112 to 489 code for a protein of 125 amino acids. The record is from RefSeq and is a predicted model, not a curated record. The transcript has 5 exons. Lineage: Eukaryota; Metazoa; Chordata; Actinopteri; Labriformes; Labridae.
UGUGUUUCUGUUCCUGGUCAACAGCACGGGAAGUUUUAUAACAGCAGGGUUAUAUAGAAAGUCUUACCAUGUAAAUUUAGAUUUACCUUUAGCUUUACAGAAGAAAAAAAAAUGGUUAAUCUCGGUCUCACCAAAGUGGACGAUGCAGUGGCUGCAAAACAUCCGGGUUUAAGUAGUUAUGCAGCCUGUCAAUCUCAUGCUUUCAUGAAAGGGACCGGCACUUUUGUACUUGGUGUUGGCGUUUUAUUUGCCGUUCAGAAAGCUCUCCAGAGGAAGCUCCCUUAUCCUCUUCAGUGGAACGUUCUUAUUUCAGUAGUGGCAUCAUCAGUGGGAAGUUAUGCAGUGACUCGCUGGGAAACGCAGAAAUGCUCAGACCUCUGGAUGCUAAUAGAAACAGGAAAAGUGCCGGAUAGAUCGCCACCUGAGGUACCAAAACCAGAAGAACCAAAAGGACCUGGGAAGACAAAAUAUGGUGAUGUGAUGGAAUAAAUAUAGUUUUAAAAAAAAU